Messenger RNA from Salmo salar (Atlantic salmon), 804 nucleotides. RefSeq names its product Butyrophilin subfamily 2 member A2 (gene bt2a2). The record is from RefSeq and is marked provisional. NCBI's taxonomy places the organism in Eukaryota, Metazoa, Chordata, Actinopteri, Salmoniformes, Salmonidae.
UUUAGGCUUGAGGUGUAGAUUGUUCUGUAAAAACGUGUAGAUAUGCACAUAUAGUCACUAUUAGAGUGGUUAUAGAUUUAAAUCAACUAUUUUGAAUGUGAAGUGGAGGACGUGAAGACCAGUAAAGUUAAAAUGGCAGAGUCCAGAGUUCAUACUCAGUUUAAACUCACCUCAGGAGACAAGGUGAAGGCUGAUGUUGGUGAAGAGGUCACCCUCCCCUGUCACCUCUCACCUGACACCAGUGCUGUUACCACGACGAUCAGGUGGUUUAAAGGGACAGAGUGUAUUUACCUGUAUCAGAAUGGCCAGGUGACAGAGAGGAGUGGCUAUGAGGGCAGAGUGAGUCUGAUCACCCAGGAGCUGGAGAGAGGCAACGUGUCUCUGAGGCUGAGAGACUACAGGAGGUCAGAUAGAGGAGUCUACAUAUGUCAGGUCAUCCAUGGAGAACAGAAGGAGGAGGCUGCAGUGGGUUUAUGGGAUAGAGAAGUACGGGGAUUAGAACAACUACGGGGAUUAGGAUGGGGAUCAGUUCACAGUAUUUACAACAUGAGACCCAGGAGAACAAGCUGAAGAGGGAGGCAUCAGCUGGUGAGCUUGAGUUGAAGAUGGAAAAAGAAUUAAAAGAGAUUUUAAGACAGGAGAUGAUGAAACAACUAGAGGAGAAAGACACCCAACUGGAUGAUAUGACCCAGGAAGUGAGAGAGAAAGAGAGACUCCUGGAGGAGAAGAACCAGAUAAUGGGACAGAGGGAGAAACUAUUAGAAGAGAAAGAAAACCAACUGGAAGAGAAAGACAAGCAACUAA